Molecule: messenger RNA, 440 nt
Organism: Ixodes scapularis (black-legged tick)
Lineage: Eukaryota; Metazoa; Arthropoda; Arachnida; Ixodida; Ixodidae
Exons: 4
Coding region: 1-417 (138 amino acids)
Source: RefSeq, a predicted model, not a curated record
AUGAAGAACACUGGUCUUUCCUUUCCUAUCAUAAGAGACGCAAGGCUGAUUGUGGCAAUGUUUGUGUUAUUUGCAAUUUGUAAACCAAUUGCAGCUGAAGUUGAAAUCAAAGGUGCCGAAAACCUUGCCCCGAACUGUGAGCAAAAGAUUAAGGAUCUUUGUAAGAACACUACUCUUGGUGAGCUAACAGAGGUCACUGUGACGCCUCGUGAUUGCAAUGCCAUUUGCACUUAUCGACCUCCUGGACCAGAUACAGUGUUCGCUGGUGGUUUGAAUGUUCGGAACCGUAAUUAUGAACGAGUUACUCUGCCACAAGGAAUGCCGUGCGCUUUUGGGGCGAAAUGCGACAGCAAAGGAAACUGCGUAUGUAGGUUCUGCAACGACGGUAACAUCCAUAAAAAGCCCGUUUCAACUUAGGAAAUGCAGAGGUGCCACCGCCU